This is a messenger RNA of Gopherus flavomarginatus (Mexican gopher tortoise), 810 nucleotides long. RefSeq lists its product as uncharacterized. NCBI's taxonomy places the organism in Eukaryota, Metazoa, Chordata, Testudines, Testudinidae. The transcript has 3 exons. The record is from RefSeq and is a predicted model, not a curated record. The coding region runs from base 10 to 810 and encodes 266 amino acids.
UCGAAGUUAAUGGCCUCCGGGAGGUAUCCCACAGUGCACCAGUGGCCGCUCUGGACAGGUAAAGGAACUCUACUGCACUGGCCAGGUACACAGGAAAAGCCCCGGGAACUUUUGAAUUGCAUUUCCUGUUUGGCCAGCGUGAAGCUCUCAGCAGCACAGGUAACAAUGCAGUCUCCUGAGAAUAGGAAAAGAGCUCCAGCGUGGAACACACAGGAGUUAUUGGAUCUGAUCGCUGUAUGGGGAGAAGAUUCUGUGCUAUCAGAACUGCGUUCCAGUAGACGAAAUGAGAAAACUUUUGAAAAAAUUUCUAAUGCCAUGAGGCAGAGAGGCCAUAGCAGGGACUCGGUGCAGUGCAGAGUUAAAGUGAAGGAGCUCAGACAAGCGUACCAGAAAACCAAAGCAGCAAAUGGCAGAUCCAGAUCUGGGCCAAAAACAUGCCGCUUCUACGCGGAGCUGCAUGCAAUUUUAGGUGGCUGCGCCACGACAAGCCCCCCCUUGUCUGUGGAUUCAGAGGUGGGGGUAGUAAUCUCAGCCAUUGCUGAUGAUUCUGCGGACGGCGAAGAUAUGGAGGAGGAAGAGGAGGACGAGAUGGCAGAGACCACACAGCACUCCAUUCUCCCCAACAGCCAGGAGCUUUUUCUCACCCAGACAGAAUUACCCUCCCAGCCCUCCCAAGCCACUAGCCCAGACAAUGAAGCCAUGGAAGCGACCUCUGCUGCACAUUUUUCAAGCUUCCCUACUCCAGUCCGACGGAUAGGCCACCAUGAGAACGGGUACCUUGCUUUAGCGGACCAUAACAUAGAUCCUUGA